Molecule: messenger RNA, 1386 nt
Organism: Hyaena hyaena (striped hyena)
Lineage: Eukaryota; Metazoa; Chordata; Mammalia; Carnivora; Hyaenidae
Gene: HCRTR2
Product: hypocretin receptor 2
Exons: 8
Coding region: 1-1386 (461 amino acids)
Biological process (GO): feeding behavior; circadian sleep/wake cycle process; G protein-coupled receptor signaling pathway
Cellular component (GO): membrane
Molecular function (GO): orexin receptor activity
Source: RefSeq, a predicted model, not a curated record
AUGUCCGGUACCAAACUGGAGGACUCCCCCCCUUGUCGCAACUGGUCAUCUGCUUUGGAGCUGAAUGAAACUCAAGAGCCCUUUUUAAACCCCACCGACUAUGACGACGAGGAAUUCCUGCGGUACCUGUGGAGGGAAUACCUACACCCGAAAGAAUAUGAGUGGGUCCUGAUCGCCGGGUACAUCAUCGUGUUCGUGGUGGCUCUCAUUGGGAAUGUCCUGGUUUGUGUGGCAGUGUGGAAAAACCACCACAUGAGGACGGUAACCAACUACUUCAUAGUCAACCUUUCUCUGGCUGAUGUGCUCGUGACCAUUACCUGCCUUCCAGCCACAUUGGUUGUGGAUAUCACCGAGACCUGGUUCUUUGGACAGUCCCUUUGCAAAGUUAUUCCUUAUUUACAGACCGUGUCGGUGUCUGUGUCUGUUCUUACACUGAGCUGCAUUGCCUUGGAUCGAUGGUAUGCAAUCUGUCACCCUUUGAUGUUUAAGAGCACAGCCAAGAGGGCCAGGAACAGCAUUGUCAUCAUCUGGAUUGUCUCCUGCAUUAUAAUGAUUCCUCAGGCCAUAGUCAUGGAAUGCAGCACCAUGCUCCCUGGCUUAGCCAAUAAAACCACUCUAUUUACAGUGUGUGAUGAGCGCUGGGGAGGUGAAAUUUACCCCAAGAUGUAUCACAUCUGUUUUUUCCUGGUGACUUACAUGGCCCCACUGUGCCUUAUGGUGUUGGCCUAUCUGCAAAUAUUUCGUAAACUCUGGUGUCGACAGAUCCCUGGAACAUCAUCUGUAGUUCAGAGAAAAUGGAAGCCCCUGCAGCCUACUUCACAGCCUCGAGGGUCGGGACAGCAGACCAAGUCCAGGAUUAGUGCUGUGGCCGCUGAAAUAAAGCAGAUCCGAGCCAGACGGAAAACAGCCCGGAUGCUAAUGGUUGUGCUUUUGGUGUUUGCAAUUUGCUAUCUACCGAUUAGCAUCCUCAAUGUGCUAAAGAGAGUGUUUGGGAUGUUUACCCACACAGAAGACAGAGAGACUGUAUAUGCAUGGUUUACAUUUUCACACUGGCUUGUAUAUGCCAAUAGUGCUGCGAACCCUAUUAUUUAUAAUUUCCUCAGUGGAAAGUUUCGAGAGGAAUUUAAAGCUGCAUUUUCUUGCUGUUGCCUUGGAGUUCACCAUCGUCAGGAGGACCGGCUCACGCGGGGCCGAACCAGCACAGAGAGCCGGAAGUCCUUAACCACCCAGAUCAGCAACUUUGACAACAUAUCCAAACUCUCCGAGCAAGUUGUGCUCACCAGCAUAAGCACACUCCCAACAGCCAAUGGAGCAGGGCCACUUCAAAACUGGUAUCUACAGCAAGCACGAUCGUCAUCACUACCAGCAGCAUGGCUAGAGGUCUGA